This is a messenger RNA of Pogona vitticeps (central bearded dragon), 3296 nucleotides long. The record is from RefSeq and is a predicted model, not a curated record. NCBI's taxonomy places the organism in Eukaryota, Metazoa, Chordata, Lepidosauria, Squamata, Agamidae.
CCCGGCCAAUGAGCGGCCUUCUUUUCGGAGCGCGGGCGACGCGGGAGAGGCCGACGUUUUCAAACAGAGGAAGAGGAAAGGAGGCGGAAUCGCUUUGCGGCCUCUGUGAGGAGGAAAGUCGCUAUGGACUCCCUGGAUCACUUAAAAACCCACUAUAGACCAAGAUACCUCAACAGAGAUGGUCAAAGACAGGCCUUUGAUGGACAAGGAGAAAAUGUGCUGAAAUAUAUACAAGGCUGUUUUGAAACUUGUGCCAAGGAAUUUAAAAUACACUCUCCUGUCAUUUUAAGUGAGUCAUCUUCUAGUUCAAACCAGGACCAAGACCAGAUUCUAUCUCAAAGCAAAGAUAAAGAACAGCCAGAGUGUGAUAAGAUUAAACAUGUGGAAGAUGUGAACAGUGCCUUUAAUACCUUCACUGCUUUACCAUCACAAGACAGAGAAGACACAUGUUCAGAUGACGAUAUUGAUAUGAUAUCCUUAGGAUCACCUGCUCUUCUGAUGGAAGGGAAGUUGUGUGAAGGAAUAGUUCAGUCUGAAGAUGAGGUAUGUGAAAUGGAUUUGAAGAACAGCAUAGAUGCUGGAGAAUCUGAGAGGUAUCAUUCAACUAAAGAAGUAAAGGAAGUUUCUGUUGAAGAAGCAGAAUGUUCAGUUACAUCUUCGAGUAAAAAAGAGAUAUCCGAGUCUCUGGUAUCAGUGGAAGCUAUAAUGUCUUCUUUUACAGAACGAAAUACAGCUAAGAAAUCCAACAACUUAUCUUUUCUUACUAGAAAUGCAUCUAAUGUAGAGCCAGAAGAUGAAUGUGAUUUUUUAAUAGAGGAAUCGUUUGGAAUGCCUUCCACUUCUUGGAUUUCAUCAUCUAAAAAAAGCCCCAAACCAAGGAAGGACAGCUCAAAAACUGUAACAUCUCAACAAAAAAAGGGAACCAGACAGCAUGGUGUGAAAAGUAAAAGUAAAAGGGAAUCACAGAAACCUAUUACACCAACCCCAAUAAACCAAACUGAGAUUAAGUCAACUAAUGUUUCAGAAAGAACUGCUGAUGGAUUGCAGAAUGUGUCGGGGACUAAUGAAACAAUGUCCACAGUAGGUGAGAAAUCACAGUUGUGGAGACAGCAAGAACUUUCCAAAGAUGAUACAUCAGUUGAAAUAAAUAACAGGGACUCUCAAGUUGGAAGCCUGACAGAAGACCAUGCAUCUUUGAAACAGAACAAUAGUUUUUUGCAACCUAUUAUAAGUGCAAGUUGUUCAUCUAUCAGGAAAAGAACUGUGAAACAAACAAAUUCAAAAGCAAAACCAUCAGUAAAAAUGCAGACCAAAGAGCACCAAGAAUGUGGAACUGCAAUCUUGGUCUCAGAGGACAGUCAGACGUCUCACGAUGCAAACAUGCACUCUAAGGACACAAUUUCUACCUUGAAACCUAUAUGUUCAGUAGGAUCAAAAGCACAACAGACAGCCAGAACCCCUGCCAAAUUGUUUGGAAAGGAAAAUUCUCAAAUACUUACAUCAUCUGAAAAACCAUUGCAGACUCGGAGAAAUAAUGUUAAAGGAUCCAUUGUUAAAAUCACUAGAAGGAAGAACAGGAUCCUGGAUUCGGAAGAGAGCUUUCAAAGUGAGCAUGGAGAUGAACAGUGUAAUGAAGAGGAUGAAAACCAUCCUCUUAAUGAAAUACAACAAAUAAAUCGUUCAGGAAAGAAUCCACAUCAAAAAAGAAGGAAGGCUUUUUUAGUCACUCCUGGAAGCGACAAUUGUGGAGGUGCAUCUGAUCAAGAGGAUUCUUCUGAAUAUGAUCUGACAGAGAAGGAAUUAAAUGCUUCUAUGAAACAGCAAAACAGCAACACACAUUCGUUGUAUUCUUGUGCACCAGAUGUAAAUAUGAACAAUAUCAGUGGCCCAGUUAGUAGUACUGAAAUAACUUCUGACCAUGACAGAUCAUCUAAUCGGAAGGAUUUAAGUUCAGGUGAAUCUGGAGACCUGGUGGAAGAUACGGAUGAAUUGGUAUCAAAUUCACUAAAGCACAAACUGGUGUUGCCUACCCAUACGCCCAAUGUCCGUCGAACCAAAAGGAUGCGUAUGAAACCACUGGAGUAUUGGCGAGGAGAACGUGUGAAUUACAAGACAAGACCCUCAGGAGGCUUUGUGGUUGGUGGCAUAAUAUCACCUGAACAGAAAGAACUCAGAAAACCUAAACCUAGAAAAACAAAAAAGCCUGUUGAGGAGCUUGAGGACAUGCUGGGUGACUCAGUGGUUUCCUUAAAAGAUCCAUCUCAACCAGUGGUUGUGUUUGAUGCAGAAUCUAAUCAAGAGAUUCUUCUAGAAUGUGUGAGAAGUGGUAGUUCACACUUGGUUUCCAUCUUUAAUGAAUCAGUAUCCAUAUAUAAAUAUCUGACGACACCCUGGUUUUCUGCUGGCAAAAUGAUAUUGAAACCAUUAAAAGAAAAAGGAUAUCAAUAUUCCCACACAGAUACACUGGUAUUUCAUGUUACACAAGGCAAACUCCUUCUGACUAUGUAUGACCAAAAUUACUGUCUAACCACUGGAGACUAUUUCUUCAUUCCACCAGGAAAUGUAUACAAUGUACGCAAUCUCUUGAAUAAAGAAUGUGUCAUCCUCUUCACACAAGUGAAAGGAACCAGACCUCAAAAUUAACAAAACCUGCCCCUCAUAUCAAAAUUCGUUGGAGGACCUUGAAGGAACAUCUCAUGCUAUUUAAGUUUGGAGGGGAUGUCAUAGAGUUUCAUUUCCCCUUACUCGGCUGUCCCGUUGUGCUUUCCAGGAUCUCAAAUAAAUACAUUCUUUCAAAGUGACACUGUAUGUUUUUCCUGCUUAUUUAUGUUCCAUACAUUCUGUUUUGUUUUUUUUAUUUUGCAAUAAAGCAUAGUAGCCCUAAAUGGGACAAGCCUUUGAAAAGACAUUUGGACAGUGUUGUUUCUAUGCAUUGUGUGGAACAGGCUGGCAGAAUUUCUCAUGCAGACAACUUUGAUGGCCUAAGCUGCUGCAAAGUCUCAUCCCAUGUAGAGGAAAUGAAAUUGAUCUGUGUUAAGCCUAAAAAGUAAACUCUGGUGGUGGUGCAGUACUGCAGUAGGGCUAGGAAUAGAGGUAGGGGUUUCAUGUUGUCAUGCAAAUAGUCCUCCAUGACCAAGGUAGAGGAAAGGAUAUUAAAGUGUCUAUGCAGGUAUACUUCUGCUGGAUCCUGGAUUCUGUGCUUAAUAGAUCAGUACAGCACAGUUUGUUUGCUAAAUGUGAAAUAUUUUCUGUGUCUCCUUGCUUCUUACUUUUUAUAUGUAAAUGAUGAUCUGUUA